AUAAUUUUUUUGAAUGAAUUCCAUUCUAAGAAAUGACUGUAUUUAUCAAAAGAAAUUUUAUCUUAAUUUUUUUUUAUUUAGUGUAACUAACCGAGGUUAAUGUUUACAUGGAAAAGAAAAAAAACUAAUUCAAAAUUAUUUUCAAGGGAGUGUGAUUAAUUGAAGUAAUUCUCAGCCAAACUUAAAAAGUUUGGACACAACUUUUCUUUUCUAUGAAAGACCAUUUAAAAGAGAAAAAUCUGACCUAGACUGUAGUCGAUGGAUGAUAACAUUAUGUUCCAGCAUUCUCAUAUUUUAUAACGAAAAAAAAAAAGAAAAAGAUUUUUUUCUAACCACCUGCGUGUCCUCGAAAGGAAGAAAAGAAGACUUUCCACUAACAAGUGGUUGAAAAUGGUGACCUUUUGAUAUCUCACAUUCUGGGAAUAUUUCAUAUGAAUUCCAUAUUAAUGAAUUUUACUAAAAAGGAAAACAGGAAAAUAUAAUUAUCGCAGUAAUAAUAACUCUCCAAAGAGUUACAACUUUAAGUUUACCUCUUUUUUUUUUUUUUGAUUGAAUAAUUCAUUCCAAUUGAUGUUUAAUGCGUUUUAUCUGGACAUUGGUCAUACAAAAUGUGUCGCCUCCAACCAUACACUACCUCAUGGAAUUUAUUAUACACUAGGAUCUCUUAUUUUACAACGUGUCUCUUGAUUUUACCGCUAGCUUCUGCAUUUUGGUCUAACGGUAAUAAAGAUUUCACCAAGCCUACUAUUACUUCAUCUAAGUUUAAUGACAGUGUAUCAGAACUUGUGUUGGACGCUGGAGAUAACCUCACUCUUACCUGCACAGGUACCAGCCGAGUAAAAUGGGAAAUUCCACACAUUCGAAGGAAGGGAACUACCAUCAUUAUAAAUGAAUCCGAUGACGGCCUUGAGGUUAAUGCUACAAUGACCAAUGCUGCAUAUGCCGACACUGGUAGGUUUACAUGCACUUACGGAAGGAGGGUGUGGCUGAGCUCUGAUGUUUACGUUUACUUUAGAGAUCCAGAUAACUUCUUUGUUGAAAGUAUUAUAUUCAGUCAUGUCACGAGCCUUCAACCAGGAUACUUCAGUUGCCUAGUGACAGACCCUAAUAUCAAAGUGAGCCUACGGAAGCAUAGCAAACCUGUUGAACUUAGCAAAAACCUCCAGUAUGACCCAAAAAAGGGUUUUGUAAUUAAAGUUCCAACAGUGCUGUACACUGGCACUUUUGCAUGUGUUGGAGAACUCGACAAUAAAACUCAAACAGUAGCUGUGCACAGCACUUUUCAGGAUAAUCAGGAACUGACUCCUGAAAUUAUUGUAGAUAGAACUAAGUACAUGGUUAAUGAAAAAAUUGAAAUGAGUUGCAAAGUUGAGGUUAACAAACAAAGUGCGAUACAUAUGGAAUGGAUCUUACCAAAUAAUAAAGUAAUUGUGGUUUGCAAAGCUGACCAGGUUUGUUUACCUGAAGAUGAUAAUGAUUCUCUUUUGCAGACAUCCCAUCGGGUUCGUGUAUCAAAACCUAAACGAGAACACCUCAGAGCUAUCGAUGUAUUUUAUAGCAAAAUUUACAUUCGAAGCGCUAAUCUGAAGGACACUGGUAUAUAUGUAUGUAACGUCAGCAGUUUUAACUCUAUGAGUACUGAUGUACACAUUUCAGUCUAUGAAAAAGAGUUUGUAUAUUUAAACACCUCUAAAAAAUUGGUUAAAGUGAGUGAAGGUGAUGGAGACAGGGUGUAUCUGACAGCUAACUAUGUCUCCUUUCGUAAACCUAAUAUAACAUGGUUCAAAAAUGGUGAGAUAAUCACGGAGAGUAAACAUUAUGAAAUCCGCAUAAUCGAUACAGUACUGGAUCUGGUGAUUUACAAUCCGAAAUACGAAGAUAGUGGUAAUUAUACAGUGUUUGCCGUAACAAAAGAUAUGAACAGUACCCUGAGCCUUACUCUUAACGUUACUAGUAAACCAAUAAUUCAACUAGAUACUAUACCAACAAAGGAGUUUUACAUAGUUGAUCGUAAAGUAACAUUGAUUUGUAAUGUGUCAUCAAACCUUCAGGAUGAAAUAGAAUGGAAGUGGCAAGCGUGUGAUCCAUUCCACUGUUCUUCAAACCCAGCAGCAUGGACAGUAGUUAACAAUUAUACAAUAGAAAAUGGACUGACUACACAGAAUUAUCCAGAGAUUGCUACAUUCGAAAGUCACACUGUGCUGAAUGUAACAGCUUCAGUUGGAGGUCAAUAUAAAUGUCAUGCAAACAACUCACAAGGAAUAAGUGAAAAAAUAGUAAAUUUCUACCUUAGUGACAUUGAAAAUGGCUUUAUGUUUACUUCAAGUGUAAAGUCACCAGUGGAAGGCGAUGAAAUUUUCUUGACAUGCAGUGCUAAUUUGUGGAAAUAUGCUGAUCCCACAUUGAUUUUUGAAAGAUUAUUGGAUACUGAUGUCUAUUCUAAGUUUCCAUUAGUCAACAGAUCAUAUGGGCGGUAUAACAUAUCUCAAAAUGGAAACCUCUCAGCAGAAUUAAAAGUAACAAACUACUCUAAUAUCCUUACCAAAAAAUUCAAUUCAAUUCAGUUGACUGAUUCUGGAAUCUACCGAUGUAGAGUGAACAAUUCUAUGAAAUUUGAUAAAAUUAUUUCUCUCAAUGUUGAAAAGAUGAUCCCUCCAAUGCUUGGUCGUACCAUUGAAUCAACCCUUCAUGCGAGCCUGAACAUGUCCCUACCACUCUCUUGUGAAGUAAUUGGUGGUAAACCUACUCCAACAGUGCAUUGGUAUUUCAACAACGACCAAAUUUUUGAGAACAACACUUUGGGAUUACAUACAGAAGAUGGAGGCACAAUACUUGUUAUACAAAGAACAACCAUUGACCAUUCUGGAGUUUAUACUUGCUACAUAAAAAAUCGUGCUGGUUCUGUGUAUGCAAAUGCAACUGUACUUGUUGGAGAAAAUUAUAGUGCUGCUGGAUUGAGUAAAGUAGAGGUUAUCGUCAUAGUUUGUGUAUCAUUGGCUGUUCUUAUUAUCAGUUUAGCUGUCAUCUGUUUCAUCAUCAAGAAGGUCAAGAUCAAACAUGACUUUGACGAUCUUGAGAAACAGCUUGUUGUGCCUAAAGGUGAUUACAACCCAGAUAUUCCUAUUGGAGAACAAACUGGAUGCCUACCUUAUGAUUCACGGUGGGAAUUUCCGAAGGAACGACUUCGAUUAGGAAUGAUACUUGGUCAGGGUGCAUUUGGAAGGGUUAUCAAAGCAGAGGCAAUAGGAAUUGAAGAUGGAAUUGAUGUUACAACAGUAGCUGUCAAAAUGGUUAAAGAUUGUACAGACCGUGAACAAAUGGAAGCAUUGUUGUCAGAAUUAAAGAUUCUUAUUCAUCUUGGUCCUCACUUAAACAUUGUUAAUUUACUUGGCGCUGUCACUAAGAACAUCCGAUAUGGUGAACUCUAUGUCAUGGUUGAAUAUUGUCAUUUUGGGAACCUACGCAACUUCCUUUUGAGGCACAAAGAUAGUUUUGUGGAUACAAUGGAGGACAUUAUGAUGGACGAAAAAAAAUUCCUGUUGGAUGACGCCUCAAAGCCACACUACAUCAAUCAUGCAGACUCAGAUAACAGUGAACACCUGAAUCGACCUCUAACUACAAAAACUAUCAUUUGCUAUGCUUACCAAGUGGCAAGAGGGAUGGAAUAUUUAGCUUCUAAAAAAUAUAUCCACAGAGAUCUAGCUGCUCGUAACAUCCUGUUGGCUGCCAAUGAGGUUGUCAAGAUCUGUGAUUUUGGCCUUGCCAAGAACUGCUACAAAUCAGCUGAAUACCACAAGAAAGGAGAUACACCCGUUCCCAUCAAAUGGAUGGCCAUUGAAUCUCUGACACACAGAAUCUACACAACGAAAAGUGAUGUAUGGUCUUAUGGAGUUUUUAUUUGGGAAUUAUUUUGUCUUGGUGGCAAUCCAUACCCCAGCGUCAAAAUAAAUGAGAAAUUCAUUGAUUUACUGAAAUCUGGAUACAGAAUGGAUAAACCUCAGUAUGCAACUGAUGAGAUAUACAAAGUUAUGUGUGAUUGUUGGAAGGUUGAACCAGGACAAAGACCUACAUUUUCUCGACUUGCAGAUACAAUGGGCAGUUUUCUAGAAGCUGGAGUCAAGCAAUACUACUUAGAUCUGAGCCAAACCUAUGUGGACUUACCUACAGAAAAUUGUCAAGAUGGCUAUCUGAAAAUGGAUGGACUUGAGUAUACAAAGAUGUCUCCUCAAGUGCCUGAUAUCGAUGCGGACACCCUGUCAAGCCACUCCAGCCAAGCAGCAGCUAUGCAAGAAUACAUGAACCCACGUUGGGCUAAUGAAGAAGCUGAAAAAUAUGAACUGGAAGCUAUGCUCCUUUCCAAUGGUUCUUGUCUGCAGCCACAGGAUGCAAAUUCUAAACACACUAAAGCCCAAGUACACCAUCAGGAAGAUAGUGACAGUGGUCAUUCAAGUGCCUAUGCUCCUGGAACAUCUCCGAAUAUCAAUAACGAUGAAUAUUUAUUACCUCAGAGCAUCGCAUGUAAGAAAGCUGACGAUUUGUUAACAGGUGACAAUUUGGAUUCCUUUGGUUCCCCAUAUCCUUAUAAUGAUGUGGCACCUCCAGACUACAGUGCUGUGAUGGAAGAUGUUGGAGAAAAAGCCUUAUGAAAGAGUUCAUUUGUUUCUUUUAAAUGAAAUUAAUGACAGACUAAAGCUGUUCCUAUGCAGUUUCCUGCAAAUCCCUGACAAGGUGUUUCUGGAUUGGUUUUUUUUUUUCUUAGGUGUGUGUGCAUGUUCUGGGAAUAUAAAUAAAUAUAUUCUAGGAUUAUUUAAUAUCUCCAGAGAUAGCAGAUAUGCAACAUCAAAUCUAAGAAUCAAGCAGAAAUGAUGCUUGGUCAAGGAAAACUGAACAACGUAAUCAAAAAAACUAAUUGCUCCACUGCAGUUACUUUUGUACAUAAACUAUACUGAAGUGCAUAAACUAUACAUUUUUCUACAGAAAUCAAAUUCUUGAUAGAAAAACCAGCUUUUUUUUUAUGUAUUAAAAACAAAAAAACAUUCUCUUUCUUUUCACACUAUUUUAAAUAUAUUUUUAUUAUUAUUCCAUAAUUGUUUAUAUUUUUAAAUUCCAUUCAUCAUCCUUCUGUUUUACUUUUUAAAAAACUGUAGUUCACACCAAUCUUAUAUCAUUUCAUUUCAUCUGGAGUUGGGGGGGUCAUAGUAUUUAGGGUUGGCUAACAUAUCAAGGAAGAACUUAGUUAAGAUUACUUGGAAAUUUAUUCCAUGUUCUGAAAUCUGUUUGGAUUGUUUCUUUAAUAAAAUGUUACAACACAUUAUGAGGAUGAACUUGUACAGAAAGCAUCUGUGGUUGUUUCUUUUAGCAAUGGCUUAUGAACAAACUGGGGUUUGCUAUCAUAUUUUUACAUGUGUCUAUAUCUGUAUGUGAUGUGAUCAGCAAUUGCAAAUAUACUGUGGAAAGCCAGCUAGAUAUUAUUUUUGAAGUUCCAAUCAUUCAACUAAAUUUUUUAACUUUUAAACUUUUGGACCUACGUUUUUUCUUUUUUUAGUUUACUUUUAGGUUGGAAUUUGGUUAGUUUUUCUGCCAAUGAUGGCUUUUUACCUAUUCUAAAUUUUUUCAACACUUCAUAUAAAAUAUAAAUUAAAAUUUAGCAUCUUCAAAUUGCCCAAAUUAAAUAUGUUGUUCUGUAGCAAUUGGGUUUCAUGCUAAUCAAGGUAUUUACAUCAAAUUCUUUGGCAGAUAUUUUAGCCGGUUGCUCCCUUUUUUUUAAACCAAAACUCUGACAAAGUCAGAAUAAUACUUUGAUUUCCUCUCACUAAACUGAUAUAAGCAGAGGUGUGUAUCUUGUCCAAGAACAGCUUACACCUACAUUUUUGAGUUGUUAAAUCACUGUAGAGUUCAGUAAUAUUUUCUUUUAAGACCAUCAAUGAAUGAAAAAAAAAACUAAAAUCCUUUUUAAAAAAAUCAAACUCAUGAUGAUGAUGACGACGACCAAAUUUAAAAUCUAAAAGUAAAACAUUUUGUCAUGAAAUUAAUGACCAUACUCAUGUUCAUUUAUAUUUGGUCAAUCUAGAACCAUUACUUGUUCACUAUUAAAAGUCUGUUGCAGGAAUCAAUGAAAGAAUAAAAUCUUCUUCAUGAUAUUCUACAAAUACAUGAAUUCAUUUUACCACACAUGUAAUGUAAAGCUUCAAUGUACAUUACACCACUCAAAUCAGUAGUUCUAAAUUGCAACCAUCUUUCAUUCUCAGUGCCUUCAUCAAACAAAUUCUUCCAUUAUUUUCAGUAGCCAAACUGUGAGACCCUGUUACACUUGUUGCCAACACAGUAUAAUAUUCAUUUUAUACUGGCAUUACUCAACGAUGUCAUCAAUUUUAACUAAAUAAUUUCCUUCUCUUAUACAUACAUGGCUGUAUGAUUAAGAAGUUUGUUUCACAACUGUGUGGUUUCAAUUCCACUGCACGACAUGUUUUCUAAUCAUAGCCUUUAUUCAACCAAAACUUUUUGGGUAAAAUUUCAGAGAUGGACUGUUGCUGUUAGUGGUUGGUAGGUUUGAUCCAAGACCAGUUUGACUUGAGACCAGUAGAGUCUGUUCUGUUGCAAGUAUGUGGGCCAAGCCAGGUCUGUGGUCUGAAGAUAACUCCCUCCUUUUCUCCUAUCAGCCUUGGAGGCCCUAAUAAAAGUGAUGGAUAUUGCUCUUACUUCUGA
Molecule: messenger RNA, 6705 nt
Organism: Octopus sinensis (East Asian common octopus)
Lineage: Eukaryota; Metazoa; Mollusca; Cephalopoda; Octopoda; Octopodidae
Product: vascular endothelial growth factor receptor 1
Exons: 28
Coding region: 609-4646 (1345 amino acids)
Biological process (GO): multicellular organism development; protein phosphorylation; positive regulation of kinase activity
Cellular component (GO): signaling receptor complex
Molecular function (GO): ATP binding; transmembrane receptor protein tyrosine kinase activity
Source: RefSeq, a predicted model, not a curated record